Cyprinodon variegatus (sheepshead minnow) is the source of this 3953-nucleotide messenger RNA. It is a transcript of the gene slitrk2, whose product is annotated as SLIT and NTRK like family member 2. Gene Ontology annotation, cellular component: membrane; glutamatergic synapse. Bases 490 to 3165 code for a protein of 891 amino acids. NCBI's taxonomy places the organism in Eukaryota, Metazoa, Chordata, Actinopteri, Cyprinodontiformes, Cyprinodontidae. The transcript is spliced from 2 exons. Gene Ontology annotation, molecular function: protein binding. Gene Ontology annotation, biological process: regulation of presynapse assembly; axonogenesis; positive regulation of synapse assembly. The record is from RefSeq and is a predicted model, not a curated record.
GGAGCGGCGGAGGAAGAGGAGGAGGAAGGCUGUAGUUCCUGAUCUUUUUGCCUCCUCUCCUUCUGAUUUCUCUCCUCUUCACUCCUGAGGACUGAAAUGAGGCGCCUGGGCUCCUCAGGAGGAGCAGCUGAUUGGGAAUCUGGCAGGAGGAAGGAGCUGCAGUGAGCUGCUGACAAGCCUCCAGCUCCACCAGCUAUGAGGGAAUCUCUUCAUUGCCGUCUUCUUUUUCCUCCUCAGGAUUGAUCUUUUUUUUUCUUUGUAUCUUCAGUUUCAGCUGAAGGUCAUCCUGGUGCGUCAUGAUAUCUUUUUAACUGCAUACAUCGGGGGUGUGCCUUUUGUCCCGCGCGCCUGUGUGUGUUGGUGCGUAUAUGACCGCUCCUGCCUCCUCUUCCUCCCCUCUCCCGCCUGUGGGAACCCGCUCCCUCCCUUUUUGUGCCCGAUGCUCAGGCUGCAAAGUUCAAUGCUGGAUCUAUAUUGCGGGCAGUAAACAUGCUGAGCGGCGUCCUGUUUCUGAGCAUCCUCACCGUCACCAGCUUGACACCGUCUGAAACGCAGAGCCGCAAAACUUCAGCCCUCAAAGACAUCUGCAAGACACGCUGCGACUGCGAGGAGCGGGAGAAUGUGCUGAACAUCAAUUGUGAGAAUAAGGGAUUUACCACGGUCAGCCAGCUGCAGGCUCCCCCCAACAAGAUCUCACAGCUCUUUCUGAACGCAAACUUCCUGUCAAGGCUCAGCGCCAACGAGUUCAUCAGCUAUGGCAACGUUACGUCUCUGCAUCUGGGAAAUAACGGCUUACAGGAAAUUCAGACUGGAGCGUUUAGUGGACUUCGCUUCCUCAAGCGCCUCCACCUGAACAAUAACAACCUGGAGGUGAUCAAAGAGGACACCUUUGCAGGGCUGGAGAGUUUGGAAUAUUUACAGGCAGACUACAACUACAUCAGCAGCAUAGAGCCUGGUGCUUUUAGCAAGCUGAACAAGCUCAAAGUGUUAAUCCUUAACGACAACCUGCUGCUGGCUCUGCCUCCAAACAUUUUCCGCUUUGUGCUCCUCACCCACCUGGAUUUACGUGGCAAUCGUCUGAAGAUGCUGCCAUUUGCUGGGGUGCUGGAGCACAUUGGCGGCAUCAUGGAGAUCCAGCUGGAGGAGAACCCGUGGAACUGCACCUGUGACCUGAUCCCCCUCAAGUCCUGGUUGGACACCAUCUCCGUCUUUGUAGGGGACAUCGUGUGUGAGACGCCGUUCAGGCUCCACGGGAAGGACAUCACUCAGCUCAUCAAGCAGGACCUGUGCCCCCGCAGGAACGCUGGGGAACGGGCGCAGACAGCCUCAGACUCUCACUUCCAAGGGGCCCCACACCCCACCUACCACGCUGGUGUCGUCAGCCCCACCCGCUCUCCUAAAGCAUCCCGGCCCCCCAAAAUGCGCUACAGGCCCACUCCCCGCCUCUCGAAAGACAGAAACGUCUUUGGACCCAUAAUGGUCUACCAAACCCGUUCUCCUGUCCCCAUGCUGUGUCCCAGUGUGUGUGUUUGCACAUCACAAAACCCUGACAGUGGACUGAACAUCAACUGUCAAGAAAGAAAGCUACAGAACAUCAGUGAACUAACCCCCAAGCCCACCUACCCCAGGAAGCUCCACCUGACUGGGAACUACCUGCAGGUGAUCUACAGACUGGAUCUGACUGAGUACAGCUCCCUGGAGCUGCUGCAUUUAGGGAACAACCGAAUCGCAGUGAUUCAGGAUGGAGCCUUUGAGAACCUGACCAACCUCAGGCGCCUCUACCUGAAUGGGAACUACAUCGAGUCUCUGUCGCAGUCCCUGUUUGCUGGUCUGCAGUCCCUGCAGUAUCUUUAUCUGGAAUAUAACAUCAUAAAAGAAAUUCUACCACAGACAUUUAACUCUCUGCACAACCUGCAGCUGCUUUUCCUUAACAACAACCUGCUGAGAUCUCUCCCUCACAAUGUCUUUGCGGGCACCAUGCUCACCCGACUCAACCUGAGGAACAAUCACUUCUCUUACCUUCCGGUUGAAGGUGUUCUGGACCACCUGUCGGCGUUCAUCCAGAUCGACCUGCAGGAGAAUCCCUGGGACUGCACCUGCAACAUUGUGGCCCUAAAAAACUGGAUGGAGCUGUCUAGCACCAGCGUGGUGGUCAAUGAAAUAACCUGUGACUCUCCGUCUAAGCACGCAGGGCGGCUGCUGCGCUCACUCCGCAACGAGGCCAUCUGCCCCGAGCCCAGUGAGCCCCCUCCUCCACAGCUGCCCCCUCCCACAAAGGCCCCAACAGUGAUAAGUCCCACUGAGGCCACCACCCCACUUUCUCCGUCCCCCUCCCCUUUUUUCAGCUCAGUGAGCCCCACAGAUUCCCACCUCCAGGCCCCAGAGCUGCACCCGGAGGUGCCCCUCUCAGUCCUGAUCCUCGGCCUUCUUGUGGUCUUCAUCCUGUCCGUGUGCUUCGGUGCAGGCCUCUUUGUUUUCGUCCUGAAGCGACGCAAAGGGGUAGAGCAUGUCCCAACAGGGGCCAACAAUCUGGAUCUCAACUCUUUCCAAGUGCAGUACGGCUCCUACACCCCAGAGCCAAUACAUGACAAAAGCUCGGAGAGCCACGUGUACAACUACAUCCCCCCACCUGUGGGCUCCAUGUGCCAAAACCCCAUUUACAUGCAGAAGGACGGUGAGCAGGUGGCCUAUUACCGAAACCUGAAGGAGCUCAGCUUUGGGCCCCUGGACGUAAAAAAGGGGGACAUCCUAAGCCGCAGCCCAGGAGCCUACACAAUCAGCAGUGUGGAUUUUAUGGAGAAAUCCCCAACGUGUGGCCUGGCCAGCCAGGAGCCUCCAGAGAUGCUCUACCAGAACAUUGGUGAGAGGCCUAACAAGGAGCUCCCUGCAGCAGCAGGCGCCCCCCCCUUCACCUACAACUUCUGCACGCUGCCUAAGAGACCCUGCAUCGUGCCCCCCUACGAGGCCGCCACGGCCCGGAGACACGUGACCAACCAGGACAGGUUGAACAAAACUGUGCUGUAUGGCACUCCCAGGAAAUACUUUGGACCCGAACACGUCUCCAAAAACAACGAGCACCCCUCACUACUGCUGCCUUGCAAACUAAAAGCCGAGCCGGACUACCUGGAGGUGCUGGAGAAACAGACUGCCAUGAGCCAGCUGUAAGGCAGGGACAACCUGAUGCUGCCCGGGCAGCCCCCCCACCCCCAUAUAUCUACCUUAUCUAAUGGUGUUCGUCCCACCUGAAGGACUGGAGCUGAACUAAAGCUCUUCAUCGCUUUUCUCCUUUUCUGUUCUUCUUUUCCAGCUGUAUAAAGGGAAUAUAAGAAGUAUAUUAUUAUGCAGUUCUAUUUUCAUCCUGAAAAAAUAUAAAUUAUUUGGCUUUAUUUCUUAAAGAUAAAUAUUCUGAAGGACUUGGAGAACGGAAGGUAUGUAAAGGACAGAACUGUGUAACGUGUGCUUUCAGUCAUCUGAUCAUGUCCAGGCGGAGAGCAUCCUCAGUGUUUGUAGGAGUGACGCUGCAGACGGACAUUCCUGUACAUAUGUAGCCGACACAGACAGAGCUGAGUAGUCAGACAUCAAGCUAAAGCGAUCUCAAAAAUCCAACAAGCGGCAAAUCUUAACAUUAUCCAGAAAGUGCCUUUGCACUCAUCUAUUUUAUCAAGGAUGCUCUCUGAAAAAUGAAAAUGUCCUUUUUUCAAAGUGGUGUAUUUUAAUGAAACAAAUCUUUAUGUAUAAUAGAGGAUUUAUUUGUCCAUUUUAAAAAAGAUGUGAAAAUGAACUAAGGGUGGGUGUGAAUUUAGAUCCCAGUGAAGGAAAGCCAUGUUAUUUUUGCUUUGGUUAUGGGAUGUCUCUGGAAAUGUACUGCUGACAGAACAUUGUACGCUGUAGAGGAGCAAUACGGUGCGGCGAGAUUGGGCCAUUAAAUUUUCACUGAAGCACUUUGUCAAGAC